Molecule: messenger RNA, 387 nt
Organism: Cylicostephanus goldi
Lineage: Eukaryota; Metazoa; Nematoda; Chromadorea; Rhabditida; Strongylidae
Source: the annotation of a GenBank genome assembly
AUGAUCUUUUCUUUGGCCUCGUUCUUUGUCUGUGCACUUCUGUACAACGGCUUUGUGACAGCCGAAUGGACAUGGACAAACGUCAAGGACACGCCGGUCUCCACAGCCCAGCUAGCGAUGAUUGAUCCUGUCUUUUGGCUGGUUCAAUUGCUAUCGAUCGUCCUAUGCCUCAUUCCACGUUUCACCCUUAUGACGAUCGUGAAUUCAAUUCGUCCCUCUCGAGUGUUGAAACGUAGACAGCUAAACGCCGUAGACAACAAGCCACAACCUUUCACUCCUUUCUCUUGCUGCAUGCGGGUACUAUGCAACGAAGAAGUGCGUGUACAUAAUGUAAGUUCACACCCAACGCAGUUAUUCCUGGUUUCUCCAAAAGUAAUGUCCAAUUGA